Solenopsis invicta (red fire ant) is the source of this 4750-nucleotide messenger RNA. RefSeq lists its product as uncharacterized. The record is from RefSeq and is a predicted model, not a curated record. Lineage: Eukaryota; Metazoa; Arthropoda; Insecta; Hymenoptera; Formicidae. The transcript is spliced from 8 exons. The coding region runs from base 918 to 1934 and encodes 338 amino acids.
AGGUAGCAGACAGUCGUCAUUUUGACGUCUUUUUCCGGUCAUAAUUCGUCACUGACGUCAUGUAUCCAUUAAGUGACGUUUAUUUAACGUUAAUUUUAACACGUUAAAAAGACUUUGCAAUAAUGACGUAAUACUAACGUGAAAUUUAUCAUAAACUUGUACAUGCGAGCAACUUUCCCCAAGUAGCAGACAAUCAUUAUUUUAACGUCUAUAUUCAUUUAUAAUUUGUUACUGACGUCAUAUAUCCAUUAAGUGACGUGUAUUUAACGUAAUUUUAACACGUCAAAAAAACUUUGCAAUAAUGAUGUAAUAUUAACGUGAAAUUUAUCAUGAACUUGAUACAUAAUAAAGUUAAAUUACAUGAGAAAGUCGCGAGAACGAUUUUCUUCAUUAAUAGUUAAAUCAUCUUUAAUAUUUAAUAUUAAUUAUAAAAAAUAAAAAUAAUAAAUAAAAUAUUAAUAUUUUACCUAAUUUAAAACAUUGUUUUAAUAAAGUUUUAUGAUCGACCACCUGAGCUUAAUUUUUGUACACAGAGAACGCGAGAACAGUGUGAUACGACCACAAGUCGCGACUCGUCCGUAAAACGGAUAGAAAAAGUUAGAAAGGGCAUGCGCACUAUUGGACAUAUUGCGACACGCGACCGCACACCGCACGCGACCGGCACAACCGGCAUUGUUUUUGAGAGUCCGUUUGGAGCUGCUUAUGUGUUCGCCCGUUACAUAUAUAUUUUUGAACCUACAUCACAAUCGGCCGUCGGGACGAAAACCAUCGUUAACCUUGAAAGCUAGAACUAUACUGAAAGCUAGAACUAUACUGAAAGCUAGAACUAUAUUGAUUUAAUGGCCAAAUCGUCUCCGCCUUGACUAGUCCAGGCAAAGGAAGAAGAAGGCAUUGUUUAAAUUCAGGAAAAAACAAAGAUGUUCACUGUUAUUCAGUUUGAUGAAAAAUCUGGGGCAAAUUUGGCCGUUGUCAGCACUAAAUGGUUGACGCCACUCAAGAAAGAAGUUUUCUGGCCACCAUAUAAAAACGUAUCAAGUUUUAACAAAGCGUUAAAAAAACAUGAAGAUGUUAAUGAAAAUGAAUGGACAUUAUACAAUGUGCAACGAAUUUUUUAUGAAACAGACAACAUAGAAGUAGCGCAAAAAAAAGCAAAAGAGGCGGAAAAUACGAGUGAUUUAUAUACGGAUGUAGACUGUAAUACAAUAAGUAAAAGAAAACGGCAACCACCACGACGUCUCUAUGAUUCUGAUAAUUCAUCAACUGAGGAAAGCCAACCAAUUUCAAAUUUUGAACGUCCACCUCCUAUAAAAAGGAUUAAUUUUAAUAACCACUUUGCAAACAAUGAAGUUUCAGUGCCAACUACAUCAAAUGAAAAAGAUUCUUCUCAAUAUAUUAAUAUUAUACCAGACAUUUUAACACCAAGAACGUUGAAUAGUAAUGAAUUGGAUGAAGGAGCAAUUGGAAAUAAAAUGUUAAAUAUUCUAAUUACUAUUAAGGAACAAAAUAAUCAAAUAUUAGCUCAUAUAAGGAAUACUCAACAAGCAAGAAGUGUUGUCACUUUUACAUUACCAGAAAAUUUACCUCUUCAUCUACCAUUAAAAACAAGUGAAGAUGUCAAUCUGUUAGAAGAAUAUAUUAAUGACGAAACUAAUUGUUCUAAUUUGUGCUCAUUUCUGUCCAGUUUGGGAGGUCGAGACACUACAAACAAAACUAAUAAAAUCUUAAAGCAAUUGCUUACCGAUGAUUUAUGUAAAAAUUAUAGUUUUUAUGGAAAACGAUUGGGAAAAAAAUCUUUCUCCACCUUAUUGAUGAAAAAUAUGGUUAUAAACGCAGUUAAAGCUACAACACCAGGGGCUACCAAUCAAGCUAUUGAAGAUUCAAUUAAAGUCUGGUUGAAACACGCUCCUCAACGUAUAAAGAAGAAAUCUAAUUAAUUUAAAAUGUCUGUGAUGUUAUAUAGAAAAUCUUGCGUUGGAAAACGACAAUUAUAUCGAAGAAUUGCCAACGAAAAGGUAAAAUUGUUAAAAGAAUUAAUGGUGUCAAAUUCUCAGGAAUAUAAUGAAGUAAAAAAUGUUAAUGAAAAAGAACAGCAGUAUGAGAGACGUAAAGAAAUAAUAUUAGAUGAUGCUAUUGACAAUACUAUUGACACCAACAUUAAUACUAUUGAUAAUACUAUUGACACUAACAUUUGUGAUAAUAAUCAUAUUUCAAAUCAGUUUUCCUUAGUUUCAAGUUUUGAUUUUAAAAAUGUAAUUAAUAAUACAAAAGAUGAAAGCACAUCUCAUUCUAAUCUUCGUGAAUUGAUAAAAUACUGGGCUAUUAUAAAACAUAAUAUAACUCACUCAGCCUUAACUGAUCUUUUGCAUAUCUUACAUGGAUUUCAUCCUACAUUACCCUUAGACUCUAGAACUUUGUUACAAACUCCACUUACUAUCAAUAAGAAAAAAUUAGAUACAGGAGAAUACUGUCAUAUUGGUUUAACACAGAGCUUACGACAUAUUUCUAAAUUUCAUGUUGGAACUACUAUCGAGCUUAGUUUCAAUAUAGACGGUCUUCCUUUAUUUAACAGUACAAAUAAACAUUUAUGGCCUAUUUUAGGUAUGGUAAAAAAUAUGCAAAUACCUCCAUUUGUUAUAGGAAUCUUUUAUGGCAAAUCUAAACCAUAUCCUUUACAUUUAUAUUUAACAGAUUUUGUAGAAGAACUUUCCAUUUUGUUAAAAGAUGGACUUAAGGUAAAUGACAGAUAUUUUAAAAUAAAAAUUCAUACUUUUAUAUGUGAUGCUCCUGCCCGAGCUUAUAUUAAACAAAUUAAAAAUCAUAACGGAUAUUCUUCUUGCGAAAGAUGUGAAGAAGGUGGUGAAUAUGUAGAGGGACGUAUUAUUUUUAAAAGUACUUAUGCAGUCAGAAGAACAGAUGAAUCAUUUCUUUCACAACGAGAUGAAGAUCACCAUAUUGGUGUUUCACCUCUUCUUCAAUUAAAAUGUAGAAUGGUUACACAAUUUCCACUUGAUUAUAUGCACGCAGUGUGUUUAGGUGUUACAAGAAAACUGCUACAUACUUGGGUAAGUGGUAAGGGUAAUGUUAGAUUAUGUUACCGUUCAAUUAAUUCAAUAUCUGAAAAUUUAGUAGCCUUUAAUUCAUUUAUACCUUCUGAGUUUAAUCGAAAACCACGAAGUUUAACAGAAUUGUGUAGAUGGAAAGCAACUGAACUUAGAAGUUUCUUAAUUUAUUUAGGACCUGUUGUUUUGAAAGAUGUUCUUGAUAUAGCAAUUUAUGAACAUUUUCUGUUAUUUCACUCAUCCAUGUCUAUCUUGUUUUCAAAAAACAAUAUUAAUAAUUUUGGUUUAUCAUUAGUUCAGAACUUACUUGAAACUUUUGUUAACCAUGCAGAAAAAAUUUAUGGUCUUAAGUUUCUUGUUUACAAUGUCCACAUAUUAUGUCACUUGACAAGUGAUGCAAAAAUAUAUGGAUCUCUAGAUAAUUGUUCUUGUUUUCCAUUUGAAAAUUAUUUGGGCUCAUUAAAAAAUUUAAUAAAAUCAUCUAGGAAACCACUUGAACAAGUAUGUCGUAGGCUACACGAAAUAUUUUUAACAAAUAAUUAUUAUCAUGAAGCGGAUAUUUCAAUCCGCAAACAUUUUAUUGAACAUAAUAAUGGUCCCAUAUUAAUUAACAUUCAUGUUUUCAAACAAUUUAAAAAGAUUAGUAAUAUAAACUAUAGUUUAAGCAUUUAUUCACAUUGUAUUGUUGAUUCGCAUUUUUUAAGUAAAACUAAUGAAGUAGUGCAACUUAAUAAUAUAAUUUUAACAACAAAUGGUUCUACCAAACUAAUUGGAAAAAAAUAUGUUUCAUCCGAUUCAUUUUACUUAUAUCCAUUUGAUUCAAGACAAUUAAACAUUUUUUGCUUAUCAAACUUAUCUAAACAAUUAGAGAUGUGGGAUAUUGAAGAUAUAAAAGCAAAAUGUAUUUUACUACCGUUACAUAAUAAUAGUUGUGUGUGCUUUCCUCUUCUUCAUACGCAGAAAGAAUGAUUUUACUGCAGUAUUUAAAAAUUUAGUUACAAACAGAUCAGAAAAUAAUUUUAUGUUAAACCAUCAAAAUAAUUAUGUAGAAUACCCAAGUAUGAUAAUGUUGUUGCACAAUUUUGCCAUUUUAGUAAUUAAAUUAAAUAUUCUCUAAUAGAGUCCAAAGCAAUUUUUUAAAUGUUUUAACAUAAUUACUUUCAAAUGUGUAUUUCAGCAAAAUUGUUCUUUCCGUGUCUAUUAUAUAUAAUAAAUUACAAAAUAAUAUAAUUAAAAUAUUUCAAAUUAUUAAUUAUGUAUUUUUAUUGGAUUAUUGUAAUCAUGUUUUUUAUAGAAGUUUUAGUUUAACACUUAAAAAGAAAACUGAUAGUGUUUCAUUAAACUGAUUACUAUAUCAGUAAUGAUUACUAUUCAGAUAAUGAAAUAUUAUCAGUUACUAAUAUAGUAAUCAGUUUGAAACACAUAAUAGUUAAAAAAACUUUUCAGUUUAUUGAACACUUCACAUUUAAAAAAAAGGAAAAUUUUUUUCAAGGAAAUAUUUUUUUGUUUUUCCUCAAAUAUAAAUUUUUUAUUCGUCGAUAUUUGUUAGAGAUAAGUGACUUGCCACGAUUGUGCCGCCUUCUGCGGUGUUAUCUUUCUACUUUUUAGUUUGCCUUUCCCGGUCGCAACGUGAUUGUCGCGGAGGAGACUUCUUCUCUGUAUAUUUUACAUGUGCAAUAUACGUUUGAUUG